Molecule: messenger RNA, 2841 nt
Organism: Lottia gigantea (owl limpet)
Lineage: Eukaryota; Metazoa; Mollusca; Gastropoda; Lottiidae
Exons: 16
Coding region: 1-2841 (946 amino acids)
Biological process (GO): mRNA splicing, via spliceosome
Cellular component (GO): nucleus
Molecular function (GO): ATP binding; nucleic acid binding
Source: RefSeq, a predicted model, not a curated record
AUGUGUUUUUUGUCUUAUAUUUACAGAUCUUACAGACGUCGAUCAAGGUCAAGAUCAAGGAGUGUUUCACGAGAAAGAAAAAGAAAAAAGAAAAGUCGUUCUAGAAGUGUUGAAAGAAAACGAUCACGAUCCAGAGAUAGAUCAAGAAGAGAUAGAUCUAAAGAUAGAAGAAGAUCUAGAAGUAGAUCUAGAGAUAGAGACAGAAGAAGAAAAAGAAGAUCUAGAUCACGUUCUCGUUCUAGAGAUAGAAAUAAAGUGAAGAGUUGUUCACCAAGUAAAGAGAAGGUUAUUCACAGAGAGGGUGCAUUAACAGUUAAAGAUGAACCUCUUAACAAAGAAGAAGAACAGAAAAGAUUAGAAAUGGAGAUGCAGAAACGAAGAGAAAGAAUAGAACAAUGGAGAGCAGAAAGAAAGAAAACUAAAGAAUUAGUGCCUAUAAAUAUAGCACCACCAACUAAAACAUGGACGCUAGAAGAUGAAGAUGAUGAUGAUGAAGAUGUAGAAUCAGAAGAGAAAAAAGCUGGUGAUGCUGAUGAAGUGGACCCAUUAGAUGCUUACAUGCAGAACAAUGGUACUAAUGCUAAUGGGACAACUGUAGUAACUACCACUGCUCCCACUACUGGUAAAGUAACAUUUAUUACAGCAGUAGCCAAAAAGAAAGCUGAACCUAUUUUUAAAGGUGAAUUAAUGGAGAGCAAUCAAGAUGCUAUGGAGUAUUCAUCUGAAGAAGAGGAGGAAGGUAUAGAUGUGACUAUGGCUAAUAUUGAUAAAAUGAAGAAAAAGGACUUAGUAGUCGUGGAUCACACAAGAAUUUACUAUGCUCCAUUCCGUAAGAAUUUUUAUGUGGACUGGAAGAGAUUAAUAGGUAUAGCUAAAACGGGUAGUGGUAAAACACUGGCAUUCUUAUUACCCAUGUUCCGUCAUAUACUAGAUCAACCUCCACUAGAUGAAGAAGAUGGUCCCAUCUGUGUUAUAUUGACCCCUACUAGGGAGUUGGCAUUACAAAUAGCAUCAGAAUGUAAGAAGUUUGCUAAACCUCUUGGAUUACAGACAGUAUGUGUUUAUGGUGGUACAGGUAUAUCUGAACAAAUAGCUGAAUUAAAACGAGGUUGUGAGAUUAUAGUCUGUACACCAGGCAGAAUGAUUGACAUGUUAGCAGCUAAUAAUGGAAGAGUAACUAAUUUAAGAAGAUGUACUUAUGUUGUUCUUGAUGAAGCUGAUAGAAUGUUUGAUAUGGGAUUUGAGCCCCAGGUAAUGAAGAUUAUAGAUAAUGUAAGACCUGAUAGACAAACAGUCAUGUUUUCAGCAACAUUUCCCAGACAGAUGGAAGCUCUAGCUCGUAGAAUACUAGAUAAACCAAUAGAGGUACAAGUUGGUGGUAGAAGUGUUGUUUGUCAAGAUGUUCAACAACAUGUUAUAUUAAUUGAUGAAGAUCAGAAGUUUUUUAAGUUAUUAGAAUUAUUAGGUUUAUACCAUACUGAAGGAUCAGCUCUAGUAUUUGUUGAUAAACAAGAACAUGCUGAUGAUCUGAUGAAAGAUCUAAUGAGUCAUUCUUAUCCAUGUUUAUCAUUACAUGGUGGUAUAGAUCAAUAUGAUAGAGAUAGUACUAUUGUUGAUUUUAAAAAUGGCGUUGUCAAAUUACUGAUAGCAACUUCAGUAGCAGCUAGAGGUUUAGAUGUUAAACAACUAGAUUUAGUAGUCAACUAUGACUGUCCUAAUCAUUAUGAAGAUUAUGUACAUCGGUGUGGACGAACUGGUAGAGCAGGAAAUAAAGGACAAGCCUAUACAUUUAUUACACCAGAACAAGAGAGAUAUGCUGGUGAUAUUAUUAAAUCAUUAGAAUUAUCUGGAGCUACUGUACCAGCAGAUGUACAACUAUUAUGGACAAGUUAUAUUGAAAGAGCUAAAGCAGAAGGUAAAAAAGUCAAAAGUUCCAGUGGUUUUAAGGGUAAAGGUUUUAAAUUUGAUGAAACUGAAGCUCAGUUAGCUGAUGAUAGACGUAAAUUACAGAAAGCAGCUUUAGGUUUACAAGAUUCUGAUGAUGAAGAUGCUGGCGUAGAUAUUGACCAGAAAAUAGAAGAUAUGUUUGCUAGUGUUAAAAGAGUAACUGAUGUAGCUAAACCAAUAGCUAACCUGGCUACUCAACAAGCUUCAACUAAUCUAGAAAAAUUAGAAUUAGCUAAACGUUUAGCAGCUAGAAUCAACAUGUCUAAGAAUCUAGGACCCGAUGCACAAGAUAUUACUCAACAGGCAGCCAUGGCUUUCUUAAAGGGUGAUACUAAUGCUCCACAAGUUAAGUCCAAGACGAUAGCAGAGCAGAUGGCAGAAAAGAUUAAUGCUAAACUAGGAUACAGACCACAAGUUGAAGAAGACAAGGAAGCUGAAAAUGCUGAAGAAACAUUUAAAUGUUAUGAAGAAGAACUUGAUAUUAAUGACUUCCCACAAACUGCCAGAUGGAAAGUUACUUCGAGGGAAGCGUUGGCUCAGAUCUGUGAGUAUUCAGAAGCUGGUAUUACAGUUCGUGGCACCUAUAUAUCUGGUAAAAGAGAAUUACAGGAAGGAGAAAGAAAGUUAUAUCUAGCUAUAGAAGGUACCAGUGAACUGUCUAUCAGUAAAGCUAAGAAAGAAGUUACUAGAUUAAUUAAAGAAGAAUUAAUAAGAUUGGUGAGUCUCCUUUCAGUUGGGAUCUUGAGGACCUAUAUUUUCAAAAGAGAGGGGCACCAGUCAUUGCUCAUUUCAAAUGAAAUCAAUCUUUUGCAAUUUGCUACUUAUUACAUUCUGAGGCUAGAACCUUGUUUAGUUUUUUUUUAUCAAAUAAUCUUCAGAUCAGAGUAUCCCUAA